AUGUUUCUCGAUUUCCGAUCUGCUCUUCACUGUCCUACUCAUGGAAAGCGGUUCGAGAAUUCUCUCACGCACAAAAUCCGCGAAUCGUUGACCGCUCACUUUCUGGACAACAAGAGCAACGAGCCCUACCAUGAAGUUGUUAACGGUACUGGCGAGCCCAUCGACGAGCGCUAUCCCUGGCAUCCAUAUAGCGGGAGCGCCGGCUAUUCCGGUGGUGCUGGCGAGGGUCUCCCCAAAUAG
This is a messenger RNA of Penicillium longicatenatum, 240 nucleotides long. RefSeq lists its product as uncharacterized. The transcript is spliced from 2 exons. The record is from RefSeq and is a predicted model, not a curated record. Lineage: Eukaryota; Fungi; Ascomycota; Eurotiomycetes; Eurotiales; Aspergillaceae. Bases 1 to 240 code for a protein of 79 amino acids.